GCGCUCAGCGCCCUCAAGUACACGAACGUCGGCGGCUCGGGCUCGUACAACGAGGUCACGAACAUCCUCCCAGGCACUUUCCCCACGUGCGACGCGAACCCGUUCUGCGUCACCCAGCCCAAGCAGAUCACCGGGAACCUCGCACCGUUUGACGAUGAGAUGACCGUCGCUUUCCGUGGCCCGCUCAACUUGUACAACAUCGCCGUCUACCAGCCGACGAACUCGAGCUCCGCAACCUGGAAGCAGGUCAGCUCGUGGGCCGCCGACCAGGAGCCCUCGAACCUCGUGUUCAUGAACAACAUGGGCGGCCAGGAGAGCGGCGAGUGGUCCAUCUGCGCUGGUUCCAGCCAGUCCUACGCGAGCGGUGACUGGACGGCGUCCGCGAAGUCCGCGAACGCGCAGCUCGCGAAGGGCGCGCUCGACGAGACGCACGAGAUCAACAUCAUGACCGGCGCCGCGUGCACUUCCUCGGACCCAUGCACCGGCUUCUCGCGCGGCACCGCGAACCACGGUUGGGCGGGCAGCAAGUUCUUCGUCUUCGAGUUCGACAUGCCGACCUCGUCCGACGCCACCAAGGUGCCCGCGAUCUGGGCGCUCAACGCGCAGAUUGUGCGCGCCGCGCAGUACGGCUGCAACUGCCGCGGGGUCGGCCCUGGGGGGUGCGGCGAGCUCGACAUCCUCGAGACGCUCGCCGCGGACGGCGCGAACCCGAACCAGGCGAUCUCGGAGAUCUACUCGCCCAAGGGCGCGACGGGCAGCGGCGUGAGCUUCUUCGCGCGGCCGACGACGGAGAAGGUCACGUACGGCGUCAUCUUCGACGUGCAGACGGACAGCAUCGCGAUCCAGCGGUACACGGGCUGGGACUUCACGCAGAGCGCGGUGACCCGCAGCGUCGUCGACGGGUACCUCAACGCGAAGGCGAUGACGGUCUCGUUCAGCACGAGCUCGAAGCGCGCGGACAUGCCGCGCUCGGUCUUUGGUGCGCACAAGCGCCGCCGCUGGCACUGA
This is a messenger RNA of Trametes versicolor FP-101664 SS1, 1008 nucleotides long. RefSeq lists its product as uncharacterized. The transcript has 3 exons. The record is from RefSeq and is a predicted model, not a curated record. Gene Ontology annotation, cellular component: fungal-type cell wall. NCBI's taxonomy places the organism in Eukaryota, Fungi, Basidiomycota, Agaricomycetes, Polyporales, Polyporaceae. The annotation marks the transcript as partial.